GUUGCGGGUUCUUCGGUUUUAUCAUAUAUAACUUAAAAAUGGCAAAAAGGUCAAUUGCCACCUAUACAAUCCUUCUCCUCCUUUUCGUUCUUGCCAUUUCAGAAAUCGGUACAGUGAAAGGAAAAUUAUGUGAAAAGGCGAGCCAGACUUGGUCUGGAAAGUGUAAUUCCAAGAAGUGUGACAAAAAGUGCAUAGAAUGGGAGAAGGCAGUCCACGGAGCUUGUCACAAGCGUGAAGGGAAAGGCGGCUGCUUCUGCUACUUUGACUGUGACAAGAAACCUCCAAAAGAUGCAAAACCAGUUCCUCCUGAUGCCGUACCACCGCCUCCAAAAGAUGGUUCCCCUCCAAAAGAUGCGCCUCCUGCUGAUGGCGGCGGUUCCCCUCCUCCUGCCGAGGGUGGAUCCCCACCUCCUGCCGAGGGGGGAUCCCCACCUCCGGCUCCUUCACGACACUAAAAGCCUGCUCAUGGUAAAAGGAAAAAGGCUCAUCAGGGACUAGGUUGUAGCCAAAAAAUUGCCACAACUUGAGCUUCUGUCAGCCUAGAUAGAAAGCCUUAUAUGAUAAAAAUAAAUGAGAAGAUUCCUCCUAAUUAACAAAUUUAGCAUUUUCAAAGGUGUAAUAUGUGUUUCGUUUUUAAUCAAUAACUUAAGAUUCAAGGCAUUAGUACUUUGUCAAUUUAAGAAAUCUACUUUUAUAAUCAUGUCCAAUAGCACC
This is a messenger RNA of Lactuca virosa, 714 nucleotides long. NCBI's taxonomy places the organism in Eukaryota, Viridiplantae, Streptophyta, Magnoliopsida, Asterales, Asteraceae. The record is from the annotation of a GenBank genome assembly.